This is a messenger RNA of Loa loa (African eye worm), 836 nucleotides long. RefSeq lists its product as hypothetical. The transcript is spliced from 5 exons. The coding region runs from base 27 to 677 and encodes 216 amino acids. Gene Ontology annotation, biological process: lipoprotein transport; cilium assembly; nervous system development. NCBI's taxonomy places the organism in Eukaryota, Metazoa, Nematoda, Chromadorea, Rhabditida, Onchocercidae. Gene Ontology annotation, molecular function: lipid binding. The record is from RefSeq and is a predicted model, not a curated record. Gene Ontology annotation, cellular component: cilium.
UUGAAGAAAUAGCAGUCCCGGAAGGUAUGAUAUCGAAGAUGCGUCGAUGUUCAUCAUCGACUUCGACGGAUAAUCGAAUACGAGAACCACUGACAGAAGCAGAACUUCGAACACGACCAGUAAUAACACCGGAAGAUGUAUUACGCCUCAACAAAAUUACCGAUGGUUAUUUAUGUGAACCGGACGCAAACAUUUAUGAUAUCGAAUUUACAAGGUUUAAAAUUCGUGAUUUAGACACAGAUCAGAUUUUAUUCGAGAUUGCCAAACCUACUACAGAAGAGCUUGACAUUGAUGAUUUGAAUUUGGAAAAAUGUGAUGAUGCACGUGCUGCUCGUUUUGUUCGUUAUCAGUUCACACCUGCAUUCCUACUUCUUAAACAUGUUGGUGCAACUGUUGAAUUCAAUGUUGGAAAUAAACCGGUGAAUAAAUUUCGCAUGAUUGAACGACAUUUCUUCCGUGAUCGUUUGUUAAAAAGUUUUGAUUUCGAAUUUGGCUUCUGUAUUCCGAACAGUAGAAAUACUUGUGAACAUAUUUAUGAUUUUCCACAACUCUCCGAAUCAUUAAUAGAUGAAAUGAUUUCAAAUCCAUACGAAACACGUUCCGACAGUUUUUAUUUUGUGGAAGAUCGUCUAAUAAUGCACAACAAAGCGGAUUAUGCAUACAAUGGUGGCGACUGAUCUUACGACAUUAUGCUUCUGAAUUUGUAUUCAUACCUUUUUAUCUUUUUUUAAAAUUGAUUAUUGUUAUGGUCCCCCUAAUGCAUAUGACACGACCUUUGUUUCCUGCAAUUUGCCACAUAAUCUUAAUUAGUUUAAAAGAGCAAAAUUAAAAUCUGG